Messenger RNA from Chironomus riparius, 7729 nucleotides. Lineage: Eukaryota; Metazoa; Arthropoda; Insecta; Diptera; Chironomidae. The record is from the annotation of a GenBank genome assembly.
UUUUGAACGAAAAGUUUGUAGAUCAAAAACUAGUAAACAGGUCACUAGAACUAUAUAUCCGAGUGUCUUGUAAGCAUAUCUUCUAUCGUGAUAGUCUUACUAUUACUGGAUCACGUCUAGAUCUUCAAUAAAAAGAUCCAGGAAGAUACAGCAGUCAAGUCAAAGUUUCAGUAGAUCAAAGUCAGUCAGAUAUUGAGACAAAGUGAACAAUAAGUAAACAUUGUUGUCAAAUGAAAUUGAGUUAAAAAUCAGUAGAUCAAAAAACAAACUUCAUAAAAAAUUAUUAAAUUUAAAAAUUUAUUGUUAGACAAAAUAUAGUAUCAUUUGACUAGUUAUAAUCGAGAAAACACAAUAUAGCAGUGCAUAAAGGAUAAUUGUGCAGUUUUUCUUUUAAUUUUGUUUGUUAACAGUUUUGCGAUUGUGAUCAUAUUAUAACUUUUUUGAGCAUCAAGAAGAAAAGAGCAUAAAAAGAGACAAAUCAUAAUAAAAACAGAUGAAAAGAAUUAUUUUGCAUGCGAAACAAUCAAAAAAUAUAUAUAUACAGCAUAAUAUAUAAUGAAAGUGAAUUAAACUAGAUAAACAGCAACAGAAAAUACAAAUUUUUAUAAAAUGUUGGAUCAUCACAUAGUGAAGAGAUCAUAUGUAGUAUAAUCUAUCGAUUCAAAAGCAUAACAUGCAUUCGCUAGAUUCAUUAAAUGAAUGUGCCAGAUAUGUUUUACAGGUUUACGUUGGAGCUCUUUCGGUCCAUUAUGAAGCGCUGAGUGUUGAGGCAUCAAAACAAACGACAGCUGAGGAAAUUGUACAGUGCAUUGCUGAACGAUUAGGAUUAACUGGAAAUAAUUAUGAGCUGGCUGAAGUUAUAGGACAUUGUAAAGAGAGACGGCUAUCGCCGCAUGAGAAACCAGUUUCAUUGAAAUUAUUAUGGCCAAAACAUUCAGAUCCACAUUUUGGACGAUUCUAUUUACGCGAGAAGCAGACACAGGAGCCAACGUGGUAUGGAUUUGAUCCGCAAGUACUAAAAGAAUUUCUUUCGCAACCUGAAAAUCGUGAAUAUCCAGACUUGUGCCAACUGCCAGAUCUCAAUGAAUCGACGCUUCUUGAGAAUCUCAGACAGCGCUUUGAAGCUGGACAUAUCUAUACAUAUGUUGGAUCAAUACUCAUUGCCGUCAAUCCAUUUCGGUUUUUACCCAUCUACAAUCCCAAAUAUGUUCGACUUUAUCAAAAUCAACGCAUCGGACCGAUUUUACCGCCACACAUUUUUGCCAUAGCCGAUAAUGCUUAUUAUUGCAUGUUAAAAGAAAAACGUAAUCAGUGCGUGGUCAUUAGCGGUGAGAGUGGCUCAGGGAAAACGGAAAGCACAAACUUCCUCCUACAUCAUCUGACUGCAUUGUCGCAGAAAGGUUUACAUGGAUCUGGCGUAGAGCAAACAAUUCUCAGCGCUGGACCAGUAUUGGAAGCAUUUGGAAAUGCCAAGACUGCACAUAAUAAUAAUUCGAGUCGAUUCGGAAAGUUUAUUCAAGUGAAUUAUCGAGAAAACGGGAUGGUUCAAGGAGCUGUUGUCCAAAAGUACCUGCUUGAAAAAAGUAGAAUAGUAUCACAAGGAACGUACGAGAGGAAUUAUCACGUUUUCUAUUAUUUAUUGUCUGGUGCGACAGAAAAUGAACGAGAAGCACUGCAUUUACUUCCAUCAGACAAAUAUAACUAUUUAAAUGCCAAGAAUUUAACAUUAGAGAAUUGCGAUGAGAAAUAUGAGUUCUCGCGACUGAAACAAAGCAUGGAAAUGGUUGGUUUUUCACCAGAGAAGCAACGUCGAUUAUUUAUGGUAUUAUCAGCCGUUCUAUUACUCGGGAACGUUGAAUUUCAUCCAAAAAAGUCAGCAUAUCAUCAUGACGAAAGUGUUCAUGUUAAGAAUCUCGAUGUCGUACAUUUAAUAUCGGAACUAUUAAAGGUCAAGUAUGAAACAUUGCUUGCAGCAGUGACAUCUAAACGUGUAAAAGCAAGUGACGAGACGCUCAUUAUGCAAUAUAAAUUACCAGAAGCAAUAGCAGCACGUGAUGCACUAGCAAAAUGUCUGUAUGGAGCACUCUUUGAUUGGAUUGUUCUUCAAGUCAAUCACGCAUUAUUAAAUAAAGAUCAGGCUGUUCCCAUACGGAAUUCUAUCGGUGUACUCGAUAUCUUCGGUUUUGAGGACUUUGGUCUUCAAAAUAGCUUCGAACAAUUAUGUAUUAAUUACGCAAAUGAACAUCUGCAAUAUUACUUUAAUCUGCACGUCUUCAAAUACGAACAAAAAGAAUACAAACGCGAAGGAAUUAAAUGGACUGAUAUCGAGUUUAUGGAUAAUUCUGGAUGCUUACAUCUAUUUGAAUCAAAACCACAAGGCUUACUUUGUAUCUUAGACGAUUCUUGCAACUUUCCUGGAGGAAGCAAUGAGAAUCUGCUUCACAAAUUUAAUAAUAUUCAUAAAGAGAAUCCGUUUUAUGAGAAACCUCAGAGAAAAGAAAACGCUUUUAUAAUAAAACAUUAUGCCGGUAAAGUUAAAUAUCAGGUCGCUGAAAUGCGUGAGAAAAAUUUGGAUCUUAUGAGACAAGACAUUGUGAGUGUUUUAAAGAAUUCUAGUAUGGCUUUUGUACGCGAAUUGGUCGGAGCUGAUCCCGUAGCUGUUUUUCGAUGGGCAAUUUUAAGAGCCUUCUUCCGUGGCUACUUUGCAUUCCGAUCAGCUGGCAUUAAACAUAGAAAGGAGAGAGCAGAUCAGUCAUUGAGUAAAAUUGCAACAAAGACGAGAUUUAGGACAGCAAAUGAAAGUCUAGUUAGUAAACGAAUCAAUUCAACAACGACCUUUAUGGCGUUAAAUAACGCAAACAACGAACCUACAACGAAUUUUAUUCAACAUCGUGUCCAUAACAGUCCUUUGCAUCAACUUACGAGUCCUCCAAGACGAUCAUGGUCCACAUUUACGUUUAACAAUAAGAAUUUUCCUGAUGGUAAGCUUUCAUACGAGAGUCAGCAGCUUGGAUGCGACAAAAGUCCAUGGAGAAAUGAUAUUAGUGAGAUUGUAAGGUCGCGUGAUGGUCGAGAAAGACAGGACGUUAUGGCACGAGCAUCUCAAAUUGUGAUGAAGAACAAAUCAUUUAGACCUCGAGAACGUCCGAAGAAAGGAUUGAAAAAUCUUCAGUCAGUAAAGUCGCUGACAGCUGGUCAGAAUUUAAUUAAUAAUCAGACAUCUGUGAAAACUCGAAAACAACCUCUGACUGUCACCGCACAAUUUCAAAAUUCAUUAAUUGCACUCAUGGAGACUUUAAAUCAGGCCAAUCCAUUUUUCAUCAGAUGCAUUAAAUCGAAUCCUAACAAGAUUCCCAAUCAGUUUGACGAUGCGACAGUGACUAGACAGCUCCGUUACACGGGAAUGCUUGAGACGGUACGAAUACGUCGUGCUGGAUAUAAUGUUCGAUUAAUGUAUGAGGAAUUUAUCCAGCAUUAUCGAAUUUUAUUGCCAAAAGGACUUUUAAGCUCACAGAAAGAUGUUAGAGACUUUAUGAAUCGUCUAGAUGACUUGAAUAAGCAGCAUUAUCAAUUAGGAAUAACAAAAAUUUAUAUGCGUGAGAGUCAAAAGAUGAGACUUGAUAUUAAAUUACACACAAAGAUUAUUGAAUCAAUUGUAAGCAUUCAACGAUGGUUCCGAAGUUAUCUUCAAAGACAAAAGUUUUUACAUCAGAGACAGGCAGCGAUUGUCAUUCAAUCAAAUUGGCGUAUGUACUUAGCACAAAAGCAAUUUCAUUUUCGUCGAGCAUGCUUUCAUGGUGCAGCUAUUACGAUACAAGCUGCUUGGAGAAUGCAUGUAGCUAGGAAGAAAUAUGUUGAAGUAAGAAAGAGUGUAAUUGUCAUACAAGCUCAUUUAAGAGGUAAAUUAUCAAGAAAACAGACACAAAAUAUGAGACAAAAGCAUAUGCGAGAAAGACAGAAAUUAAGAUCAACACAGAGCUUGCCAGUAAAUGAGAGAAGUGUAGAUGUACAUUUUGAGCAUGUAAAAAGAAUUCGAACACCAACACCUCAUUAUAGUCUCGAUGCAGACAUUGAAUUAUGUCAGGAAUUAGAUGAAUCUCCAAGUCAUCGUUUAUCGAAACAGAAACGUGAUCAAAUGUUAGAUCAAACAGAGCAACAAAUCAGAGAUUUACUUAUAAAUAAAGAUGAGCAAUAUCUUAGGAAAACAUCAAUUACUAAUGUUUCAGCAAUUGACCAUAAUCCUUACCUUUCAUAUCAGCCACAAUCACAACAAAAUUUAUCGUCAGCAGCAGCUGCUUCUACAUCAAAUUAUCGACAUGAUGACGUUCUCGAUUUAGGCUCAAAAACCUAUGAUAUUGAGAAAGCAAUGCGUAUAAAUGCAAUUGAUGAGCCAACAGAAACAUUAAAGAGAUUUGAUUUUACAAAAAUGCCAAUAAGACGAAUUGAUUCGGGACCUACAAGACGUGAUGGUCGAUUUGAUGUUAAAAAUAAUAUUCAAACAAUUACAGCACCACCUCGUCCAACGCCUGCAACCGAUGUCGAAAUUGUUUUUGUGAAUCCUCCCGUUCAACAGCAGCAAUCACUGCCUUUAUCUUCCACAACUAUACAAACGUCACAGAGUCUAAGAUCAAGUCCAUAUAAUGUACAACAAUAUAGUUUAGAGACAUUGCCACAAAGACGCGAUAUUGUCUGUAGAAGUCUAAAUGAAGAAUAUCAAAAUUAUCAGCCUCCUAUUGUCUAUCAUCAUCAGCAGCAACAGCAAUCACAAGCAGACAAUCGUGUGACAAUAGCUAGCGUUCCGUCAAAAGGAAAAGCCGCAGCAUUGUUAGGAACAACUUCAACAGAACAAACAUCAGCGGCUGUCGUGUCACCAGCAUCUAAACAUAGUAAGAAAGAAAUGACAGACAUUUUGAGUAAGAAUAAAAGAACAAAGAAUAAUAUGAGUGAGGAGAUAUCAUCAGGAUCGUAUUUGGUGACAAAAGUACAGAAAUUUGAUGGAACAUUAUCGCGUAGAAAUUCAGAUCCAGCUAAUAAUAAAGUUCCAUUAUUGGAAGUGAAUCGCGGUAAUGAUUUAUAUCAAUCAAGUACGAAUAUAAAUAUUGGUGGACAUCGAUUCCGUAAAGUAUCGAGAAUUAGUAAAAGUGAACGAUGUGCAAGUUGUGAUGAAAGUGAUUCAUUCAUAUCAGAGGGACAUAGAUGUCUAGACUGUAAAAUUUUAGUGCAUACAAAAUGUAUUCAGAAUGGUGGCAUUAAAAGUAUUAAGUGCGGUAGUGCAAAGCGAUCGACAAAACGAUUGAAAAAAAUUAGUGAACGAGAUAAAAUUAAUUCAGGAUCAACAAGUACUCCAAAUUCUAAAUUUAGUGGCACAAAAGAAUAUACAGACUCAACGGAUAAAAUUAUUAGUGAUGCAAAAGAACUACAACUUAUGCAAGAUUUUAUAACGCAAAAAAUAUGUCAAAUGGAAGGCAAGGAAGGUGAAAAGGUGUCGGAAGUAGAUCGUGUUUUUAAGAAGGCACUUAGAGAAUUUAAAACAAAUCUCGUGGCACAAUAUAGUGUGGCGAAUAAGCAUAAUAGUGAUUCAUUAAAUAUUAAAUAUCGAGAUCUUAUCGCAAACUUUGAGCAAGUGAUUGAAACAGCAUGCGGUAAAACAGAUGAUUUUCCAAAAACUAUGGGCGUAAAUGCAUUCCGUGGCUUUAUGAACGAAUUUAUGAACUCUCGUGAAGCAGAUAAGCCAAAAAUGAAACGGAAAAAGGAGAAGAAGCGAAAAGCGGACGAACAAAUUACGUUUAAUGGUCACGUUUUUCAAUUGACAAUCCUCAAUAUUGCAACAGUCUGUGAAAUUUGUCAGCAAUUUUUGUUAUGGCCACUAGAAAGGGGCUUAGUCUGUCAGAAUUGUAGAUUAACAGUUCAUAAGAAGUGCUACGUGAAAUCAGUAGCAUGCAGUAAUCCCACGACAACAUUAGCUGAUAAUGAGAAUGCUGAAAGUGGAAGAUUGUUUAAAGUUCAGUUGACGCAAUUGUGCUGUUCAGAGGGAAGUGGAACAAAAAUCCCAAAUCGCAUUGAUCAGCUAAUAACAAAGAUUGAAAUGCAUGGAUUGUAUGCAGAAGGAUUGUAUCGAAAGAGUGGUGUAAGUUCAAAAAUUAAGGAAUUGCAAAGGAAAAUGAAUGAGCCAGUAAUUGAAGAGAUAGAUUAUGAGCACUAUAAUGUUCAUGUACUUACAAAUGUGCUUAAAACCUUCCUAAGAGAUUUACCUGAACCACUAUUAACAUUCGAUCGAUACGAUGACUUUCUUCGUGCAGCUGAUCUUUCUGAAGAUACAGAUCGUGUUCAAACACUUUUAUCAUUAAUUAAGAAACUACCUCCUGCUCAUCAUGCCCUACUUGAACGUAUAGUCUUUCAUUUAGCGCGUGUCGCACAACGUGAAGAAUAUAAUAGAAUGUCUGCGAGUUCAUUAGCAAUUGUUUUUGCGCCAUGUGUGUUACGUACGAAUCGUCCACUUCCAGCACAAGACAGUCUCAAUGAUAUAAGUCGUCAAACGAAAUGUAUGGAGACGAUAAUAACACAGAAAAUGUUGAAUAUUAAGACAACUCUUGCCGAUAUUGAUACGCUUGAUACAGCUGCACAUACAGCUACGACACGAUUAAGUACAUUAAGAAGUUCUAAAGUAUUUACGCAAGAAGAGUUUACGUCAACGUCACGUGCUGGACGAGAAAGUGCUGAAGCUGAAGAGAUGCUACUCGAAGGACAUAUUCAAGAGAUUAGAAAAGAAAAGGCAUUAUUAACAUCGACACUUCCAAGUCUCGCUAGAGCUACAUCUGAUGAUGACUUAUUAUCAACCGAUUUAGAUGGUGAAGGUGGAAGUUUAGAUGAUUUAAGUAAUAAAGAUAAGGAUAUAGAUAGCCAUAAAAUGAGUAGAGAUUCUCGAGAUGUUAGUGUUGAUUCAGCAUUAAGCUCGUCAGCUGGAGAUGGUGGAUUGUCGUCACCAACAAAUCAACGAUUCUCAACACAAAGUAGCGCUGCUGAUGAUGAAAUGGCUGUGAAAUAUAAUUUACGUGAGCAAUAUAUAGACUAUAUUCCGACAGCAUCAAGAAAACAGCAGCAGAUAAGUGGAUCAUCAUCACAACAAAAGAUAUUAUCACCACAAAGAAGCAUUGUGACCUGUUCAAUAAGUUCCGGAGGUCUUAAAAAUGGCAGUGAAUUACAGCGACAAAAACCGAUCGUUAUGAGGAGUAUCAGUGGCGGUGCUUAUGAAUCAUCUAAAAAUUGUUCAACAACUGGAUUACAAAGAGCUGCUACAACAAUGGCAAAUAUGGAUACAUCCAGUAUAAAUAAUAACAAUAAUAAUGAUGAUGAUGAUGAGCAGCAAAAAUCCAAGAGUCAGAGUAUGGAGGAUGAACCAAUUAUGUAUUUUUUUAUUUGAAAAUUUAAUUUUCCUUCUUUUAAAGGCGCAUUUUCCGAUUUAAAUUUUAUUAUUUUAGUGAUUCUGUUGAGUAUAACAUUCCUUUUAAUUUUGCAUGCCCUUUAAACGUUUUUUUAACUUCAAAUAUCGAAUUUGUCUUUUGUGAAAAUUGUUUUUGCAAAUUUGCCUCAAUUGAAAUUCAAAUCUCAAAAAUCCGUUAUAAAACGGUCGUUUUAAAUUAAACAGAACUUUAGUAAUGUAAAACGUGCGCUUAUGUUCUGCAAAAAUUGUGGAUAUACUUUCCUUUUAACCCACUUUUUGACUAUUGAG